Ostrinia furnacalis (Asian corn borer) is the source of this 1280-nucleotide messenger RNA. RefSeq lists its product as uncharacterized. NCBI's taxonomy places the organism in Eukaryota, Metazoa, Arthropoda, Insecta, Lepidoptera, Crambidae. The transcript has a single exon. The record is from RefSeq and is a predicted model, not a curated record. Bases 467 to 1249 code for a protein of 260 amino acids.
UUACACAAAUUAGUCAUCACACUAAGACAACUAUAAAUUUUAUCACAUCAUUAUAAACCGGAUGGACAACACAGUGCAGUGUAAUCAUUGUUUUUAUUAAAAAACAUGUUUUUGUUCAAAAUGAUUUGGCAAAUGUAAUGCACACCUUUUUUUUAAAAGUUCCACGUCAUGCUGAUUUUACAUUUACCUAACCAUAAUCUUAGUUUGUAUAUGACGAUGACACAUUAAACAAAAAUGAACUUUACAUGGUUGUAACAGGUGCGAUUAUGCAACAAAAAAGUGUAGUUUCACCUGCUGAUGUCUGUAUACAGAUUUCAAUGUUUGACGAUAUUAAUACAUAACGAUAUCAUUGGGCAGGUGUUGAUAAACUGAUAAAAAAUCAGUCCACGUUAAAAUAUCACCGCGAGUACACACACCGAGCGAUGCGAAUAAUAAUAUCCGUGAAAACGUCAGGAAAACCAUAACCAUGUCAGCGAUGGAACCUUUCGUCAAUUACAAUGACAAAGUGGUCAUUGUGACGGGCGCCAGUUCGGGCAUUGGCGCCGAAGCAGCUAAGUACUUCGCCAAAUUCGGAGCCAGACUGACUUUGGUCGGUCGAAAUGAAGACCGACUAUUGAACACGUCUCGGAUAUGCGAAGAAGAAAAACAAAAGACUCCUGUAUGCCUCCUUCUCGACCUAACUCAUAAAGGGAGCUGUGAAGCAGUGAUUUCAAAAACUGUAGAAGUUUACGGAAAAAUUGACGUUUUAGUGAACUGUGCUGGUGUUAGUUCCAUGUCAUCAGUCUUUGACAAAUCCAUAGAAAUUUUCGACGACAUAAUGGCGAUCAAUCUAAGAGUACCCUUCUAUUUGACGCAGCUAGCUGUGCCGCACCUGAUGAAGACGAAAGGGAAUAUAGUGAAUGUGUCCUUUUCAAUGAUGACGAGGUUCAGGCCAGGGUUUCUUGUGCACAACAUGGCAAAGAUUGCUCUAGAGAGGUUCGCGAAGCAAGCAGCCCCAGAGCUUGGAAUAGAAGGGGUCAGGAUCAACUGCGUUUCACCUGGUAUCACCAGAACUAAUAUUCUUUCUGGGAUGAAAAUAGAGAAUCCAGCUCACCAGAUCAUUUAUGAGAAGCUGGAAUCCAUAUUGCCACAAGGGAAGGUUCUGGAACCCAAGGAGGUGGCAGCGUAUAUUUGUCUGGUGGCUAGUGACGUGUUCCCCCAUAUGAACGGGGGGAAUUUAGUCAUAGAUGGCGCUUCGUCUUUAAUUUAGGAAGCUUUUUCAACAGCAUUAGGCAGGAAGG